This is a messenger RNA of Cynoglossus semilaevis (tongue sole), 2205 nucleotides long. Its product is annotated as b(0,+)-type amino acid transporter 1-like. Bases 153 to 1643 code for a protein of 496 amino acids. Gene Ontology annotation, biological process: amino acid transmembrane transport. Gene Ontology annotation, molecular function: L-amino acid transmembrane transporter activity. Lineage: Eukaryota; Metazoa; Chordata; Actinopteri; Pleuronectiformes; Cynoglossidae. Gene Ontology annotation, cellular component: membrane. The record is from RefSeq and is a predicted model, not a curated record. The transcript is spliced from 13 exons.
UUCAGAUUCUCAUUUACAUCAGGCAUUACUGUUUCACUUCACCUAACUUGGAUCAGUGUAAUCGAGGAGUGUUACUGGGGCUUUAAAAGACAAAAAAACAGAAGUGAACGUUCAACAUUCAUGGAGUAGAAGCGAAGACGCGUGUAGCAGAAAUGGGUGAAGACGGCUUCAGUGAGACCAGGGAGACACAGAAUGGCUCCUUUGGUCUCAGCUUGGAUUCUGAUCAGAAGGACAAGCAGCCUGCAAAUGUCACCAUGCUUCGGAAAGAUGUUGGUCUGGUGAGCGGCAUCUGUCUCAUUGUGGGGAGGAUGAUUGGCUCAGGCAUCUUCAUUUCUCCCAAGUCUGUCCUGUUGUACUCCGGUGGUGUUGGACCCUGUCUCCUCAUAUGGGCCUCCUGUGGUGUCAUUGCCACUCUAGGAGCGCUGUGCUACGCUGAGCUCGGCACCAUGAUCACCAAAUCUGGAGGAGACUACUCCUACAUCAUGGAGGCCUUUGGCCCGGUUGUAGCUUACCUCUUCUCCUGGACCACUGUUAUUGUGCUGAAACCUUCUGCCUUAGCGAUAUUAACGCUGAGCUUAGCAGAAUACGCCAUAGCGCCCUUUUACCCCGGCUGCACUCCCCCUGUGGUUGUCACCAAGUGUCUGGCAGCAGCAGCGAUCAUGGUCAUCGUCUCGGUCAACUGUUAUAGCGUCAAACUGGCCAGUUAUGUGCAGAACAUCUUUACUGCAGCAAAGCUUCUCAUCAUUAUUAUAAUAACUGUGGCAGGAAUUGUUCUCUUGGCUCAAGGAAACACUGAGAAUUUUUUAAGCGCAUUCGAAGGCCCAGCACCACCUGUUGGAGAGAUCGGACUUGCCUUUUAUUAUGGAUUUUGGGCCUAUGAUGGAUGGAAUCAACUCAACUUCAUCACAGAGGAGCUGAAGAACCCGUUCAGAAACCUGCCGUUGGCCAUUAUCAUUGGAAUCCCCCUGGUGGCUGUUUGCUAUGUGAUGGUCAACGUUGCUUACUUCACUGUCAUGACCACCUCUGAGGUUUUGUUGUCUCCAGCUGUGGCCGUGACAUUUGGAGACAAGGUCUUAUAUCCCGUGUCCUGGAUCGUCCCCCUUUUUGUUGUUUUCUCCACUUUUGGUUCUGCCAAUGGAUCUUGCUUCACCGCUGGGAGAAUUUCAUAUGUAUCAGGCAGAGAGGGUCACAUGGUGAAAAUCUUAUCCUACAUAAGCAGGAAAUACUUUACCCCAUCACCCGCCAUCAUCUUUAACGGGAUUUUAGGUAUUUUCUACCUCAUGCCGGCUGACAUUAACAGCCUCAUUAACUACUUCAGUUUUGCCCAGUGGAUGUUUUAUGGUCUGACGUCACUGGGUCUCAUCGUGAUGAGGUUCACAAGGAAGGACCUCCACCGACCGGUGAAGGUGCCAAUCGUCCUACCAGCUCUUGUAGUACUGGUUUCCAUCUACUUGGUCUUGGCUCCUAUCAUUGACAAACCAGAAGUAGAAUAUCUCUACUGUGCAAUAUUCAUCCUAAGUGGACUUCUCCUCUACUACCCCUUCGUUCACCGCAAGGUCAAAUGGGGUCGCACUAUCAUGAGACCCAUCACUAUAUAUCUCCAGCUGCUGAUGGAGGUCGUUCCCCCAGAGAAAAGUGAGUGAAAACGGACAGAAGGAAGGGACGUGUUGCCUUCAAUGAUGCCUGCUAAAUCCUGUUUUAUAAAGCACAGAGAACAGUGUCCAGGGCGACAAGUUUACACGGAAUGCAUUAUUAUGUUUAUUGUCCUUAUGUUUGUAUAUUUUUUUUUUACGGUUUUACUAGAAACAUAUUGGAGCAUAUGCCACAUUGUACAUGUAGUGAAUAUACAAUAUAGUUAUUUAGAAUCACCUGUUUAUAUAAAUGAUAGUUCAAGUUGUUUGGCAAAAAAAAGUUUUUCCACAUAUAUUUGACUGCAUCAUUUCAUAAAAAAUAGUAAAAUAAAAAAAAUACCUAGUAAUCUCUCAUGUGGUGAUUCAGAACCAUAUUCAGUUAACGAUCACUAGCAGUUUUAAACAAAGUUUGUUGGUCUUUAGUUCCCUCUAGUGGACAUAACAAGCAACAACCUUGGGGUUUUCUUAAAUAUAUAUACUGUAUAUAUGUAUUCUCCAAGUACCAGUGAUUAAAACCAUUUUAGCUAAACUGAAUAGGAAAAUAAAUAUCAAUAAAGAUCCAGAUAAAAUGACA